Molecule: messenger RNA, 2854 nt
Organism: Trachymyrmex septentrionalis
Lineage: Eukaryota; Metazoa; Arthropoda; Insecta; Hymenoptera; Formicidae
Product: glutamine--fructose-6-phosphate aminotransferase [isomerizing] 2-like
Exons: 15
Coding region: 380-2458 (692 amino acids)
Biological process (GO): UDP-N-acetylglucosamine metabolic process; carbohydrate derivative biosynthetic process; protein N-linked glycosylation
Molecular function (GO): carbohydrate derivative binding; L-glutamine:D-fructose-6-phosphate transaminase (isomerizing) activity
Source: RefSeq, a predicted model, not a curated record
UAGCUCGCACUCUCGCGGAUUCUCGCCUCUCGCAGCUACGUUCAACGUGUAUACGACUACACAUGUGCGUUCGUGCGCGCGACCGCUGACGUUGACAGCUGCCCGUUGCUGCUGGGUUGCUGCUUUCACACGUGCACAUUCACGCUCGCGCGCGCACGCGAUUGCCGUUCAUACGUCAUAAGAACCGAGAGCACGCUGUCGAACGGCUCAGAUUGUAUUUCGGAGCAGUGCGUAUCGUACGUAUUCGCGAAUAUAUCUAGCAAGAGUGACAGUCCGUUAGAACUUCUCUAUCAAUUUUUUUAAUCCUCCGUUUCUCCGUAUUUCCGGCUGCCUUCUGCUCGUGUCUCUACAUACGUGGCGGGCGAGCUACUUUGAUAACAUGUGCGGAAUUUUUGCUUAUCUAAAUUACUUGACGCCGAAGAGCAGAAAGGAGAUCUUGGAACUGUUGGUUGUUGGCCUAAAGAGAUUAGAAUAUCGCGGAUAUGAUUCUGCAGGCGUUGCCCUCGACAGUGCGGAUGGCAAGGACAUCGCGAUUAUUAAGAAGCAAGGAAAGGUCAAGGCUCUCGAGGAGGAAAUAUUUUGCCGUACCAAUCUUGACUUCGAAUCGGAAACUCAAUACCACGUUGGCAUUGCUCACACGCGAUGGGCGACCCAUGGUGUUCCAUCGGAGGUAAAUGCUCAUCCUCAGCGCUCUGACAGCGAGCACGCCUUCGUCGUUGUUCAUAAUGGUAUCGUGACGAACUACAAGGAAGUUAAAACUCUGCUGCAACAGAGAGGAUACGUGUUCGAAAGUGAUACCGAUACUGAAGUUAUUGCCAAAUUGAUCCACCAUCUCUGGGUACAACAUCCUGCGUAUUCGUUCCGUGAACUCGUCGAGCAGGUUGUUCAGCAAUUGGAAGGAGCUUUCGCGUUAUGUUUCAAAAGCAAGUAUUUCCCAGGCGAGUGUGUAGCUACGAGGCGAGGAUCACCGCUUCUCGUUGGUAUCAAGACGAAAACGAGACUGGCUACCGAUCAUGUGCCUAUUCUUUAUGGAAAAGACGAUCUUCAAUGCGCAAUAAACAAAGAAGGUGAAGCACCGUCUCAAGAUCAUCGUCCGCAUGGCAGAAAUCCAGAACUCCCGGUCAUACCGCGUAGUGAGAGCACAUCCGAGUUUCAACCUCUUGAGGAUAAAGAGGUCGAAUAUUUCUUCGCUUCCGAUGCGAGCGCCAUAAUCGAGCAUACAAAUCGCGUGAUAUUUUUAGAGGAUGACGAUGUGGCGGCUGUUAAAGAAGGCGCGCUGAGUAUUCAUCGUCUUCGUCGUUGCAUGGAUGAUCCUCAUGCUCGUGAGAUUACGACACUGAAAAUGGAAAUUCAGCAAAUCAUGAAGGGCAAUUACGACUACUUCAUGCAGAAGGAAAUUUUCGAGCAACCAGAGUCGGUGGUGAAUACUAUGAGAGGACGUUUGAAUUUUCAGGACAACUCAGUCACCUUAGGCGGAAUUAAAGAUUACAUUCCUGAGAUCAAAAGAUGCAGACGUCUUAUGCUAAUCGGUUGCGGUACGAGCUAUCAUUCUGCCAUAGCUACGCGUCAGCUUCUUGAGGAACUGACAGAAUUGCCAGUGAUGGUUGAGCUUGCAUCCGACUUUUUGGAUCGUAAUACCCCAGUCUUUAGAGACGACGUCUGCUUCUUUAUUUCUCAAUCAGGCGAGACAGCUGACACAUUAAUGGCACUACGUUAUUGUAAAAGCCGCGGAGCUCUUAUCGUGGGUAUAACUAAUACAGUUGGUAGUAGUAUCUGUCGUGAAUCUCAUUGUGGAGUGCAUAUCAACGCUGGUCCUGAGAUCGGUGUAGCAAGUACUAAGGCUUACACCUCGCAAUUUAUCUCGCUUGUAAUGUUUGCACUGGUAAUGAGCGAGGACAGAAUUUCUCUUCGCGCGAGACGUUUACAGAUUAUCGAAGGAUUAAAAAAUCUCGAUAAUCUUAUUCGCGAAGUAUUGAAGCUCGAUGAUAAAGUCAAGGAGCUAGCCAAAUCUUUGUUUCAACACAAGUCUCUAUUGAUCAUGGGCCGCGGAUACAAUUUCGCUACGUGCAUGGAAGGUGCACUCAAAGUAAAAGAGUUGACAUACAUGCACAGCGAAGGAAUUAUGGCCGGUGAAUUGAAGCAUGGUCCGUUAGCUCUCGUUGACGAUUCCAUGCCGGUAAUUAUGAUUGUAAUGAGAGACCCAGUGUACGUGAAAUGCAUGAAUGCACUUCAGCAAGUUACCGCGCGGGACAGUAAGCCCAUUGUUAUCUGCGAGGAAGGGGAUGAGGAAACGAAGGCUUUUGCCGAUAGAGCUCUCGAGAUACCUAAAACCGUCGAUUGCCUGCAAGGAAUUCUCACCGUCAUUCCCAUGCAGUUAUUGUCUUUCCACAUAGCGGUUUUGCGUGGUUGUAACGUUGAUUGUCCGAGAAACUUGGCGAAAUCAGUUACAGUUGAGUAAAGAUGAAAUGGAUUGUGAAAUUUUUUGGAUUUACACAAAUUUGCUAACGUGGCUACAAAUUUUUCUUAAGCUAUACGAGAGUUAUGGAUAGAGAAGAUAAGUAAUUAUAAAUAUCGGGCAAUUAAUAAUUGAAUAAAAUACACGCGCAAAACCGGCGUCAGAGGAUAGUACGUUUCUAUCUUCUAAAUUUUAUUAAAUUCAUUUAACUCGUAUUGCUUAUUCGCGAUUUAAAUUUAUAUGACGCCUGAUAAUUGUUUUAUCAAAGCAAGAAGAUAAUACAAACAAAUAAUAAUUAGAGAUGUGUGUCAAGUCCUUUUUCAGAGAUGACGAAUCAAUUAAAGAUUCGCUCUCUCAUAUGUCUUUUAUAAAUAUUAUAUUGCGCAAUAUUAAUUAAUG